Molecule: messenger RNA, 2941 nt
Organism: Stylophora pistillata
Lineage: Eukaryota; Metazoa; Cnidaria; Anthozoa; Scleractinia; Pocilloporidae
Product: putative N-acetylated-alpha-linked acidic dipeptidase
Molecular function (GO): carboxypeptidase activity
Source: RefSeq, a predicted model, not a curated record
AGUUACAUAACCCAGACUAUUUAACAUGUUAAUUGGAUGAGAAACAAAAACACUAAGAGUUGUCUGUAUCAACAGAUGUUUCUGAUGUGAUGCAGUUCAAUUGGAUCUUGCAUGCACACAGCUAACUACAGAAAGAUCUCAUUUACAUUCAAUAGCAUGGAGGAUGAAGUCAACCGCGAAAGUAAGGAGAAGUUUACUGAAGGCAGUGGCUUUCUCGGAGGCAUCAGGCCACUUCAGCUUCAACGAAGAAAGGCUCAAAUUGUAGUGGGCUUUGUCCUCGUUGCUGUGGUGUUCUUCCUAAUUGGUAUCUUAAUUGGAUACUUAGUCACGAAGACAUCGAAUAGUGAAAGCUGUUCUCGUCAAGGUGCAGACAAUGACGAUAAGAGGACGGGUGAUUUCCAAAAGUUCCAUGAUUUGUUUAAACAAACGAUUAGGACCGAAAAGUUGGAAUCUCUGAUGAGGGAAUUUUCAACACAGCCACACAUCGCAGGAUCUUCGAGACAGCAUGAGCUUGCAAAUACACUUGCCACAAAUUGGAAAUCAUUUGGUUUCGACAAAGUAGAGAAACCCGAAUACAAUGUUCUCCUGUCUUUUCCACAACCAAACAAACCGAACAAGGUCGCUAUAAUAGAAAACGGUAAAACGAUCUAUGAAAUAGCAGGAAAAAUUAAGAUAUCCCCUGAUCCAACCAGCUCUGAGACAUUCGAUCAUUAUCCUUACCUAGCAUAUGCGCACAGUGGUACUGUUGAAGGUGAUCUGGUCUAUGUCAACUAUGGGGGAGAUACAGAUUAUGAAAAAUUAUCUGAAAUGAAUAUUACUGCGCGAGGGAAAAUUGUCAUCAUGCGAUCCAGAAGUGUUUCCAAUGCUGAAAAACAUGGAGCAAUAGGAGCGCUGGUAUUCCCAGACCCAAGCUUCUCUGCCCAGCAAGGAUACGCUCAAGAUCAAGUGUACCCUAAUGGUUGGUGGUUACCGUCAGGGGGGGUGCAGGAGGGCACGAUUUUAUUUGGGCCGUACAAUGGAGACCCCCAGACCCCAUUCCUUCCGUCUAUCAAGGGUAUACAUCGCAAACCUGUCAACGAGAGUGAACUCCCAAAAAUUCCAGCCCAGACAAUAUCUUAUGGCGAUGCCUUGGAGCUACUGCGCAGAUUAGGAGGAUCAGAAGCUCCCGAGUCAUGGCAAGGUGGUUUAAACAUCACAUACCGCACUGGGCCAGGGUUUCACAACAGCAAUAAGGCAAAACUCAGGUUAGAGGUUAACAACAAACCGGAAAACAAGUCAAUCUACAACGUGAUAGGUACAAUUUUCGGAACGGAGGAGCCUGACCGAUACGUCAUCGUCGGUAACCAUCGGGAUUCGUGGUCCUUUGGCGCCGUUGAUGCGUUAAGCGGAACCCCGGUAACGAAUGAAAUAGCUCGUGUAUUUGGAACACUUUUGAAAAAGGGGUGGAGACCGCGACGAACCAUCAAGAUCUGUAGUUGGGGUGGAGAGGAGUUCAACUUGAUCGGAUCACAGGAGUGGGUCGAGGAAAAUGCUAACAUCCUUGCUGAACGUGCUGUAGCGUAUAUCAAUUUAGAUAUUGCCGUCUGCGGAGACUACGUUUUAAGAGCAAGAGCGACACCUUUGUUUAAGCAGAUAAUUCACAAGUGGGCCAAAGAGGUCAAGGAUCCCAAUAAUACCAAAGGUGCAAACACGAUUUACGACAUUUGGUUGAAAAAGACUCCUUCCGAUACCAAUGGCAAAGAACCAAUGAUUUUUAACCUUUUUUCUGCAAGUGACUACGUACCCUUUUACCAGUACAUAGGUGUGCCGUGUGGAGAUUUUGGCUAUUGGUUCGGUUACCCUAACAGGACAUCUCUCUAUCCUGUAUAUCACACACAACAAGACACAUUCUACUGGAUGAAAAAGUUCGUUGAUCAUAAAUUUCAAAUUCAUAGAGCCAUGACACAGUUUGGUGGAGGAAUGACACUGGAUUUCGCAGACCAACCUUUGCUACCAUUUGACGUUCAAAAUUACGCGUUCGCAUUAAACUUUUCAUUCCAUGUUGUCACUUCGUCCCCAGACCUCUCGGCCAAUGGAAUUACUCUUACUGCACUUCGAGACGCUGUGUCCGGGUUCAUGGACGCUUGUCGGAAAUUCGAGGGUAGAAAAUCUGACCCUGCCUUGCUUCAAAAGCCCUACGAGUUGCGAGUGAUGAAUGAUCAAAUGGUGAAACUGGAGAAGGCCUUCAUUUACCCUUACGGCCUGCCUGGUAAAGCACAGGACCGACAUGUUGCUUUUAACUUCGGUUUUCACAAUAUCAGCCCAUCAAAGGCGACAUUUCCCGGUAUCACAGAGGCUCUGUAUAUGGCUAAAAAAACAGGAGACUGGGAUCUAGUUAAGCAACAAGUGUCAAUAGCAACCUACUGUGUUCAAAGCGCCACAAAAGUGCUGGAACCUUUAGCAGGUCGAUAAACGUGUCAAAAAUUCUGAAACAUAUUUUCGUUUCCUGAUUAGUUUUGCUCCGCUAUCAUUAUUCAUUUUCUUAAGUAUCCUCGGUUGCGCUAGUGUCAAUAUAAGUACACCAAAGGGAAUUUCACAUACAAAUUGUGCUUAUUACAAACUGAUUGUCUUCUCCUAUCCAGGACCUCAUGUCCACUCUUUUGUUUUCAAUAGUCUCUUUCAGACAUUUUGAACGUCGUCAAUUCACACUGACAAGUUAAGAGCAUUGCUCAUUGUAUUGUCUUGAAUGACUGUCAAAAAAUCUAACUAUAUCAAAGAAGGACAGUUAUCUAAAAACAAGGCGAUCUGCAAACAAUUUUAAUAGUUUUUACACCAGGUUUAAAAGUACAUUAAGGAAUUGUUGCAGUAAUCGCUCUACUUCUUAUUAAAUUGGAUAUAUCAACAAAGUUGAAAUGGUAAAUUGGCCACCGUAACGAUUACAAAAGCUGACGUUUCGAGCGUU